Messenger RNA from Coffea arabica (coffee), 1149 nucleotides. RefSeq lists its product as uncharacterized. Lineage: Eukaryota; Viridiplantae; Streptophyta; Magnoliopsida; Gentianales; Rubiaceae. The record is from RefSeq and is a predicted model, not a curated record.
AUGGAUGUACUAGAAGGAAUAAGGAGAAGAAUUGGCAAUGGUAGAGGAACAAGAAUUUGGGAAGACAAGUGGAUCCCAAACAGGCCAAAUGGAAAACUAACAACGAAUAAGCCUCAUGGAUGCCAACUGAAACAGGUUUCAGAUUUACCAACUGCAGGGAAACAAGAUAGCUACUACUGGAUACAUGCUCAGAAGGGGGAGUACACAGUACAAUCUGGAUACAAGAGAUGGAUGAAGGGAAAGGAACAGGAAGGUAGGAAUGAAGGAGAGCAGGCUGGUCCAAGCCAUGAAAGAACAUCCUCUAUUGUUUGGAAAGCACUGUGGAAUCAGAAGGUGAAGCAAAAACUGAAGGUGUUCAUCUGGAAAUGUCUUCAUGAUGCACUCCCAGUCAAAGAGCUAAUAUUCAGUAGAACUAACAAAGGCAAUCCCAUGUGUGGAGGAUGUGGAGAAAGCGUGGAAACAUUAGGACAUAUGCUGUUCCAAUGCAAGAAAGCCAAGGAAAUAUGGGAGAUGGCUCAAGUGCAGUGGGAUGGUUUAGUGCAUCUAACUGAUAACUUCCCAAAGUGGUGGUAUACUGUGAUAGAAGCCCAGAUGAUUAGAGGACGCGAGGAGCAAAUCAACCUCACAGUCAACAUCCUCUGGCAAAUAUGGAAAGGCAGAAACGAGAGAGAAUUCAACCAGAAAGACAAGGAACCACACAAGAUAAUUGAAAAGGCUUCUAUGGAGUGGAUGGAAUUUGAAGAGGCUAACAAAGGGAGGAAAGAGAGAAGGAGCAUUCAAGAAAUAGGAGUACAACAAAGGACUGAACUAAAUCAUGUAGUCGGAGACAUGAGAAUAUUGCUAAAGAUACAUACCCAAAUGGACAAAGACCAUCAUACAGUGGGAAUUGGAAUUAUGGCAACAGAACACUCAGGACUACUACAUGUAGCCUGGGCACUUAGAGAAAGAAUGACAGGAGAUCCACUGCAAGACCAAGCGGAAGCUGUCAAACUAGCUCUAAUGAAUGCUGCCAAGCAAGGCUGGAGCAACAUAGAAGUGAAGCUAGACAGCAGUAAGCUGAAGGAAUUCAUUGUGGACUCAAGACACAGUAGCUGGCGGACGGCAACUAUAAGAGAGGAUAUUCAAUCCAUUAGCAGCCUGUUUCAUUAG